This is a messenger RNA of Chanos chanos (milkfish), 3693 nucleotides long. It is a transcript of the gene filip1b, whose product is annotated as filamin A interacting protein 1b. Bases 1 to 3693 code for a protein of 1230 amino acids. The record is from RefSeq and is a predicted model, not a curated record. NCBI's taxonomy places the organism in Eukaryota, Metazoa, Chordata, Actinopteri, Gonorynchiformes, Chanidae. The transcript has 5 exons.
AUGAGGUCCAGGACGAGUGUCAUGGAGGGCCCCGAGAGCGGGAAACUAGUGGUCAAACAGCCCGUCAAGAGCUUCCACAAAGAGGAGCAGGGGAGCGGCCAGGAGAUCAUGAAGAGGAGAACGAAGGUUCAGCAGGAGAAAGAAAGCAAGGACACAAACGUCACGUCUGCGACCGUGAAAAGGCCGCAAAAGGAUGCAAACGUUGGCGGCUCUGGGACCGUUAAAAGGCCCCAAAAGCCGGCGGAGAGUGGCAAGAAAAAGGCCAGAUUAACGGACCUCUCCCAAGAGGAUCUUCUCCGUCUGCUGGGAGUGAUGGAAGGAGAGGUUCAGGCACGGGAAGACAUCAUCCACAUGCUGAAGUCAGAACGGACUCGACCGGAAACGUUGGAGGCUCACUACGGCUCUGCAGCUCCCAUAAAGCCGCUGCUGGCCCUGCAGAGAGACAGCAUGCUGACCGGCGGCCAGACCACUGGGGAAGAUGUUUACGAAACACCCAUGGCAGAGCUUGACCGUCUUGAGGACAAGCACAGGGAGACUUACCGUCGCAUGCUGGAACAGCUGCUCCUGGCUGAGAAAUGCCACAGGCGUACUGUAACUGAGCUGGAGAGCGAAAAACGGAAACAUGUCGACUUUAUGAACAAAAGCGAUGACUUCACCAACCUCCUGGAACAGGAGAGAGAGAGAUUAAAGAGGCUGCUGGAACAGGAGAAGGCAUACCAAGCACGGAAAGACAAAGACCACAGCAGACGACUAGAGAAAGUGCGACAGGAACUGGUGAAACUGAAAUCCUUUGCUCUAAUGCUGGUGGACGAGAGACAGCUCCACAUAGAGCAAAUUGACCAGCAAAGCCAAAAGAUUCAGGACCUCAGCAAGAAGCUGCAGGACAGAGAGCAGCGUUUGGAAGCUGUUGCCAGCAAAUCCAAAGAGGACAGCCAGAAGAUCUUAAAGCUGGAGGUGGAAUUGGAGCAUAAGGCAGCCAAAUUUGCUCAAGAACAUGAGGAGAUGACUGCCAAGCUUGCAAACCAAGAGUCCCAGAGCAGGCAGCUGCGCCAGAAGCUGGCUGGCCUGACCCGCAGAACUGAGGAGCUAGAGGAAAGCAACAGGGUCCUGCAGAAGUCUGAAGAGGAUCUGCAAGAGCUGAGAGAUAAAAUCAGCAGGGGCGAAUGUGGAAACUCCAGCCUCAUGGCUGAGCUUGAGAAUCUCCGCAAGAGAGUCCUGGAGAUGGAAGGCAAGGAUGAAGAGAUCACGAAGACAGAAAAUCAAUGCAAGGAGCUGAGGAGAAAGUUACAGGAUGAGGAAAACCACAGCCGAGAGCUGAAACUGGAGGUUGAGAAACUGCAAAAAAGGAUGGUUGAUCUGGAGAAACUGGAAGGAGCUUUCAAUGUCAGUAAGUCGGAGUGUGUGCAGCUCCAUGGUAAGCUUGAGAGAGAGAAAAAUCUGACAAAGGACUUAGCCGGUGAGCUUGAUACAUUGAAAAACCGUGUGAAAGAGCUUGAAUGUUCAGAGUCAAGGCUUGAAAAAGUGGAAAGUAGCCUAAAGGAUGACUUGACAAAGCUCAAGUCUCUCACUGUCAUACUGGUGGAUGAACGAAAGAACAUGGCUGAAAGAAUUAAACAGGAAGAACAAAAAAGUGAAGAUUUGAGCAGAAUGUUUAAGACUGAACAAAGCAAGGUUAUGGAGGUCACAGAGAAGCUGAUUGAAGAAAGCAAAAAGCUCCUAAAACUCAAAUCUGAAAUGGAAGUGAAAGUUACCUCUCUGACAAAGGAGAAAGAAGACCUGAAGACCAAGCUUGCAAGUGAAGAGGAACUGCGCAAAGAUCUUAACACAAAAGUCAAUUUGAUGCAAAAAAGAAUGGAUGGGUUGGAAGAAGCAGAAAGAGACUCCUCUAGAAACAGAGCUAGCUCAGACAAGGCCAGAUUCCCUAAUGAGGACAACAAAGUCAAAGAACUAACCCUGGAAAUUGAGAGGCUGAAGAACCGUCUGAAGCAGCUAGAGGUCGUGGAGGGUGAUUUGAUGAAGACAGAGGAUGAAUAUGACCUACUUGAGAAAAAGUUCAGGACAGAGCAGGACAAGGCCAACGCCCUGUGCCAGCUUCUAGAGGAAAUGAAGAGUCAGAUUGCAAGAAACAAAGCAAUAGAGAAGGGAGAGGCGGUAAGCCAAGAAGCGGAGCUGAGAUUACGAUGUAAGAUGGAGGAGGCAAAAACAAGAGACUUGCAGGCAGACGUACAGGCUCUCAAAGAGAAAAUUCAUGAGCUAAUGAACAAGGAGGACCAGCUCUCUCAGCUUCAGGUGGACUACUCUGUCCUUCAACAGAGGUUCAUUGAAGAAGAAGACAAAAAUAAAAGCAUGAGCCAAGAGGUGCUCAACCUCACAAAAGAGCUGGAGAGCACAAAACGCUACAGCCGUGCUUUGCGGCCCGGCACGAAUGGAAGGAGGAUGGUGGAUGUUCCUUUGACCUCUACAGCUGUGCAGACAGAUGCAGCAGCAAGCGAGCCUGUAGAAGAGACACCUGCUGUGUUUAUUCAGAAAUCAGUUUUGGAGGAAAAUCACAUCAUGAAUAACUUACGACAGAGAGGCCUCAGGAAGCCAACAGUUCUUGACCGUUAUCCACCUGCAGCUGCAGAGCUUGGUAUUCGAAAAUCGUGGAUCCCUUGGAUGAAGAAAAAAGAUUCAGUCACUGUCUCACCAGACAGCCCCGAAAAGAUGAAUCAUCAGGUCAAUGGUACGGCAUCACCACGUCCUCCUGAGCUGACCAUGUCCCAAAAGCCUGGGCAACCUCUGCAUAUUCGAGUGACUCCAGAUCAUCAAAAUAGCACUGCUACCUUAGAGAUCACGAGCCCUCGUGCUGAAGACUUCUUCUCAAGCACUACAAUAAUCCCAACUUUAGGGCUCCAGAAACCGCGGAUCACUAUAGUUCCAAAGCCUACCACCGUACCAACCAAGACCAAGAUCAGUGAAGAGACAUGUGGACCCGAGAGGUCUGAGAAGUCUCCAGUAACCAUCACCACCAUUUCCAGGGCCAAGUCCCCUGAGAAAAACAAGAGCUCUUACCCAGAUGGAUCUCAUUCACCAGUGUCUCCAGUGUCCAUCAUUACAGUCAGCACCACACCGGUGACUCAGGCAUCUGCUUCUCCAGAGCCACAAGAGAUGACCAUGGGCCGUGCCGUGUUCAGGGUGACCCCAGAGAAACAGACAGUACCCUCACCCAUGCGAAAAUACAGCCCCAACUCCAACAUCAUCACCACGGAAGACAACAAGAUCCACAUUCACUUGGGACCGCAGAUCAAAAGGCCACAGGAUGUCGGCAGUACCCCCACAGUCACAGUCAGGCCUCUUAGUGUAAGCACAGAGAACAAAGAGUCCACAAUAGGUGCGGUGCUGCGCUCCACCCAACAGCCCUCCACCACCCAAUGCAAAACUACACCCAACAAGAUGACCAGCAGCAUCACAAUUACCCCCUUCACCUCAGCUCCUUCCAGACCAACUCAGUCUGUGCUCGGGUCGGAUGUGCAGCCAUCUCGAACCGCGGCAACACGAAUCCCUAUGUCAAAAGGUAUGAAAACAGGGAAAGCAGUUCUGGGCAUCUCUGCCAUGUCCAGGAUAGAGCCGCGCACUGAAAGCCAGUCCAUGAAAAUUGAGCUGAGGAAGUCGGCCAUUUGCAGCUCUGCGUCCGCAGGGGGUGGGAAGUGCUGA